Molecule: messenger RNA, 792 nt
Organism: Exophiala bonariae
Lineage: Eukaryota; Fungi; Ascomycota; Eurotiomycetes; Chaetothyriales; Herpotrichiellaceae
Exons: 1
Coding region: 1-792 (263 amino acids)
Molecular function (GO): oxidoreductase activity
Source: RefSeq, a predicted model, not a curated record
AUGACAAUCAAGCUUGUCUAUGUGAUCGAUCGCCGUCCUGACGUUCCGGAGGCGGCAUUUUAUGACUACUGGUUGAACCAACACGGUCCGCUAGUACGCAGCCAUGCGAAGGCUCUUCGAGCAAAGAAAUAUGUCCAGAGCCAUCUGAUCGACACACCUGCAAACGAGGCAUUGCGCAGCCCUCGUGGUAUGCUACCGCCGCUCGUAGGGAUCACGGAAGUGUGGUGGGAUAGCCUGGACGAUUUCCAAGCAGCGUAUGCGACACCUGAAGGCCAGGCAGCGGGCGCCGUGCUUUCGGCCGAUGAGGAGACGUUCAUCAAUAUCAAGACAUCGCAAGUCUUUCUAACCCAGGAGCAUGUGAUUUUCGACUACACUGACAAGAAGCCGCUAGGCGAUCAGUCGAUCAAGUGCACCUAUCUGCUGACGAAACGCGACGACCUCACCCAGGAAGCGUGCCACGAGACCUGGCUGAAGGACCAUGGACCGUUCGUGCGGGGCUUCGCGGAUGUUUCGAACAUGGCCAAGUACGUUCAGAGCCACACGAUUGCGCCGGAGAUCAAUGCUGGCAUUGUGGCGACGCGCGGGUUUUCGGCGCCGCUUGAUGGGAUCACCGAAGUAUGGGUCGCCAACCCAGCUGCGAGCCAGGACAACGAUGAGGUGCGCAAGGCCGCCGGGGCGAUGGUCGAGGAUGAAAGGCGGUUCGUAGAAAUGGGCAACUCGCGCUGCUUCAUGACGAAGGAACAUGUGAUUUUUGAUUUCACAGAAGUGAAGCAAGGCAAAGGGCAACUUUGA